Chelmon rostratus (copperband butterflyfish) is the source of this 273-nucleotide messenger RNA. RefSeq names its product progonadoliberin-1-like. Gene Ontology annotation, molecular function: gonadotropin hormone-releasing hormone activity. Gene Ontology annotation, cellular component: extracellular region. The record is from RefSeq and is a predicted model, not a curated record. The transcript has 3 exons. Gene Ontology annotation, biological process: multicellular organism development. NCBI's taxonomy places the organism in Eukaryota, Metazoa, Chordata, Actinopteri, Chaetodontiformes, Chaetodontidae. Bases 1 to 273 code for a protein of 90 amino acids.
AUGGCUCCUCAAAGCUUGGCGCUGUGGCUGCUGCUGGUGGGCACAGUGCUGUCGCAGGGCUGCUGUCAGCACUGGUCAUAUGGACUGAGCCCGGGAGGGAAGAGGGAGCUGGACGGCCUCUCGGACACGCUGGGAAACAUAGUCGAAGGCUUUCCCGCCUGCAGCGUUCUGGGCUGUGCAGAGGAAUCUCCUUACCCCAAAGUUUACAGGAUGAGGGGAUUUCUUGACAGUGUCUCCAACAGGGAAAAUGGACACAGAACAUAUAAAAAAUGA